This is a messenger RNA of Hyposmocoma kahamanoa, 1479 nucleotides long. It is a transcript of the gene Cht2, whose product is annotated as probable chitinase 2. The coding region runs from base 1 to 1467 and encodes 488 amino acids. Gene Ontology annotation, biological process: carbohydrate metabolic process; chitin catabolic process. The transcript has 8 exons. The record is from RefSeq and is a predicted model, not a curated record. Gene Ontology annotation, cellular component: extracellular region. Lineage: Eukaryota; Metazoa; Arthropoda; Insecta; Lepidoptera; Cosmopterigidae. Gene Ontology annotation, molecular function: chitinase activity; chitin binding.
AUGCAUGGUUCUUUUUUAGGUCCUAUGCACGGCAAACACGUAGUAUGCUACGUGGCGUCGUGGGCAGUCUACAGGCCAGCACCAGGGGGCUUCUCGCUGGAGGACCUAGAACCGUCCCUGUGUACUCACCUGGUGUAUUCCUUUGCUGGGUUAGACGAGGCCACGAUGGGGAUCAAGAGUUUAGAUCCCUGGCAAGAUCUGGAAAAAGACUACGCCAAGGCAGGCUACAGACGCAUAGUAGCGUUAAAGGAGCGUUAUCCCCACCUGAAAGUGACCAUUGCCAUCGGAGGAUGGAACGAGGGGUCUAUCAAGUACUCGAGAAUGGCAGAAACAAGAGAGAACAGAGAGAAGUUUAUAAAGAGCGUUUUGGUGUUCUUGGACACGUACAAAUUCGACGGCUUGGACCUGGAUUGGGAGUACCCAGCAAUACGAGAUGGAAGACCAAUAGACAAAGUCAAUUAUGUCUCUCUUGUUAAGGAACUAAAAGAAGCUUUCGAGCCACACGGUUACAUGCUAACAGCAGCUUUGGGUGUAGGGAAAGCCACGAUGGAGGCAGCCUACGACUUCGCCAGACUUAGUCGGUACUUGGAUUUGAUGCAUAUGAUGUGUUACGACUACCACGGCACUUGGGACCAAGUAGUGGGUGCCAACGCCCCUUUGAGGGGUCAAAGUGACAGUGACCCUUUGAGCGUGGAAUUCACAAUAAAAUACAUGCUGGCCCAAGGCGUGUCGCCAUACAAACUAGUACUUGGUCUACCGAUGUACGGGCGCAAUUUCAUUCUUAAAGACCCUAAUACAAAAAUCAUCGAAUUCGGCCGCACACCAGCCGAGAAAGUAGGAUUUAAGGGACCUUUAUCUGGAGAAGCUGGGUUUAUGGGAUAUAAUGAGAUUUGCAUGGAAUUAGCAAAUACAUCAUCGAAAUGGACUCAACAAUGGCAUGAACAAUCCGCUACACCAUACCUUCGCGAUGUGGAACGGGUCGUCACUUAUGACAAUGGCAGAUCCAUUGCUCUUAAAGUCAAAAUGGCAAUAGACUACGGUCUUGGCGGUCUCAUGGUGUGGAGUAUAGACACAGAUGACUUCAAAGGACUAUGUGGACCAGAGAAGAAUGCGUUCUUGGACUUUGAAGACCGGUACAAGCAAAUUUCUGUGGACCCCGUAUUAACAGAAGCGUUGCAGAACUUACAGCUGCCUGAUUCUAACGGCCUCAAUAAACGUUCACACUACACAACAUCAAACGGAAAACUACAUCUGCGUAUUCCUGAACAACAAUACCCUAACUACAACAUAAUGAGAACAAUCAACGAUGCGGCAACUCUAGCUAUCGAAGAAAAGAGAAUUAUCGAUGAAAUGGAACGCGUCGUUAAAACUAACGUUAUUGAAGACGGGGAACCGUCUGCUGCCAGUUCUGUUUUCAGUAGGGCUGGGAUGAUGUUUGUUUGUUUACUAGUCAUGCGUGGACUGUAAUUUUAAUUUACA